ACGGCCCCGGCGGCGGCGGCGGGAGAGAUGAGCAACAACAGUAAUAAGAGAGCACCGACCACAGCAACCCAGAGACUUAAACAAGACUACCUUCGAAUUAAAAAAGACCCAGUGCCUUAUAUCUGUGCUGAGCCCCUCCCUUCCAAUAUUCUUGAAUGGCACUAUGUCGUCAGGGGACCUGAGAUGACUCCUUAUGAAGGUGGCUAUUAUCAUGGAAAACUAAUUUUCCCCCGAGAAUUUCCUUUUAAACCUCCUAGUAUUUAUAUGAUAACUCCCAAUGGAAGAUUUAAAUGUAAUACAAGGUUAUGUCUUUCAAUCACUGAUUUCCACCCUGAUACAUGGAAUCCAGCUUGGUCAGUCUCAACAAUCCUGACAGGUCUUCUCAGCUUCAUGGUGGAAAAGGGCCCCACAUUGGGCAGCAUAGAAACUUCAGACUACACAAAACGACAACUGGCUGCACAGAGUUUGUCAUUUAACUUAAAAGACAAAGUAUUUUGUGAACUGUUUCCAGAAGUGGUGGAGGAGAUAAAACAAAAACAGAAAGCACAAGAUGAACUCAGUAGCCGACCCCAGCCCCUUCCAUUGCCAGAUGUAGUCCCUGAUGGGGACACUCACCAUGGUCAGAAUGGGCUUCAGCUUCUAAACGGGCAUGUGCCGAUGGCUGGUCCCAACCACGCGGGCCUGCAGCAGGCCAACCGCAACCACGGACUCUUGGGAGGCGCACUGGCCAACCUCUUUGUCAUAGUUGGCUUUGCUGCCUUUGCCUACACAGUCAAGUAUGUUCUGAGAAGCAUAGCCCAGGAAUGAGCUGCACGCCAGGAUUCCAAGACCUUGGUCAGAGCAAAAUGAGGGAGACUCUGGGUACCAGCGUGUGACCCUGGGACAGAUGACAAACAAGCUGGGUCUGGGCCUGCUGGGCUCCUGGGGUUUAGUUUUGGAAGCCUUUACAAAACACAAACAAAGCCAGACCCCAGAGCGGGCACAGCUGGGAUCCGAGAAAUAUGUGAGAGUCUUGAAUUCCUGUCUUCUUAACCUCCCUGUGUGUCUGUGGCUGUAGAGCAACUCAGAGCGCUGUGGAUGAGAAGCAAGCGCUCGUAAUGCUCGGUUUCUUAGCACGGGCCCCUAUUCAGUUUGUUGGACCUGUUUGAAGUAAACACGUUUUUAAUUUUACGUAAUUCGGUCGUUCAAAAAAACCUGAAACUCAAUGCCUAGCCCAUGUUGUACGUAAUGUUUUUAGUUUAGGUGAAGGACUUUGACGCAAUGAGACGGAAGUGGCCAGUAGUAUCAAACUGGGGA
This is a messenger RNA of Gracilinanus agilis (Agile Gracile Mouse Opossum), 1296 nucleotides long. RefSeq names its product ubiquitin conjugating enzyme E2 J2 (gene UBE2J2). Lineage: Eukaryota; Metazoa; Chordata; Mammalia; Didelphimorphia; Didelphidae. Bases 28 to 807 code for a protein of 259 amino acids. The transcript has 7 exons. The record is from RefSeq and is a predicted model, not a curated record.